This is a messenger RNA of Paramecium pentaurelia, 226 nucleotides long. NCBI's taxonomy places the organism in Eukaryota, Ciliophora, Oligohymenophorea, Peniculida, Parameciidae. The record is from the annotation of a GenBank genome assembly.
AUGGGAAUUUGUUCUUCGAGAGAUAAGAAAAGAAAAUCCUAUUAUUAAAUGUCUGAUGCAGAUAAUCCAAUAGUAUAGCCAAUUAUUUCUGAGUAGGAGUUAUGUGUUAAGGAUUUUAUAAAAUCUUUUGAUGAAUUAAACAAUCUAUUUUAAAAAGUAAAUAUUAAUUGAAUGUCUUUAGUUAGCAUAGGAUUUUAAUCCAAAAAUAUAAAGUUAUGAAAAUUGA